AUGAGUAACUGCAGAAACCACAGGGAGAGGGUGUGUUGAUCUUCUCAUUGAGUAAUAAAGUGACGCUUGCCUGCAGUCUCAGUGUUCGACGAGCUUUUCAUGAGGUGGUGCCCAUCGCGUACUCUCUGACCUUCAACUUUAAAUUUCUUAAGGUGGUUCUUUGCAGAUGAGCUGUCUGGCACUGAGACAGUAUUGUCUUCUGUUGUCAUGAGCUCCAUCAGCAACUUGUCUCUUCUGCUCAUUUGUCAGUACAUGUUCAUAGGAGUGCAUCCUGUGGGAUCAGCUGAUCCUGGCAGCAGUACCAGCCUGUGGGGCAAGAAGCUGAAGUUCGGAGGCCCUCCCUGUCUGUGGCAACUUCAACCACAUGUUGUUAUCCCAGCCCUGAAGGAGCUCAGUGUAUGCGUGUCUUUGAAGCGCAAUUACACAACGGAAUGGCGAGCGUUUGUCUACAAAGCUUCAAAAAACGCCCACAUUGAGCUGGGGCUCGGGGGCGCAGGCCCACAAAUUACAGUGUGGAUGUUUGGGCGGCAGUGGCACUUCCUCAAGUGGCUGAAGCUGGAUGAGUGGUACUCCAUCUGUCUGACCUGGUCCAGCAGAGCUCGGCGGCUCAGAGUCUACAUCAAUGGACUGGUCCAGCUGGAGUCACCCCUGUACCCCUCUCUCCCUCUUCAGCUGGCUGAAAGCGGCACUCUCACUCUGGGGAUGUCUCAUUAUGUUGCUCCUAAUAACCAGGUGAGACCAGAAAGUGGGAGUAAUCUGCUGGGUGAGAUUGGUCUGUUCAGAAUGUGGAGCACGGAGUGGAGUGCUGCAGAGCUGUGGGGCUUGGGCUGCGCUGACGGGGACGUGGUGGGCUGGGAUCAGCGGCAGUGGAAGAACACCUGCCCUCCUGAACCCGACCACAACCUCCACUGCCUAUGGUCCCAUUACAAGAUCAAAAUGUGGGUCUCCAUACUUGAUACCGCAAACCGUGGAAACUGCUCACUGCCACUGGAGGAAAUUACAAGAAACUGGUUAAAAAGGAUUUUUCCUUCAAUCAUUUCAAUCCAGAACCUUUCUGUGUCACUCCCAAGACAAAACUGCCCCCUUGGUUUUAAUUCUACUGACUUGCAUGAACAAACUCAGUCUCUGGAGGAAUUAUCAACUUCCUCCUGUCGUUCAUGUUUCAGAUGUGAGGUCUAUGUGAAAGUGGAGCCACCAGCCAGUGUGGAAGUGGUGCAGAGAAACAUGACUGCAUUACUAAGGUCAACGUUCCCUUACAACCUCUUCCACCUUAGAGUUGACCCAAACAGCAUCACUGUUCUGUCUGUGGGUGACUUUUCUCUGGAAACAGAACAUACACCGACUAUGCGACCAAAUCAGUCAGUUACAGGAACAAGUGUGUCACUGCUGCCCAAUAGCACAUGCGCUACCAAGGAUGAACUACGCAAGCAAAAUAGUUCAUUGGUUCAAUCAGACCAAUUUUUUCGAGUCAAUUUGACUUUAAAUAUGUCGGGUAACCCAUCACACCCCGAGGACUUCAUUGAGAGAUGGGUAAAAAUGCAGCUGGAGUGGAGUAAGAUCAUGACUGUGCUGAAUGUCAUCAUUAAGGACAACAACCUCAGGAGCACAAGCCCUGGAUUGAUGAUUUCCUACACUGGGCUGAAAGAAUAUUUCUGCACUUUCCACAUUCAGGAAUACGGCAUGACCAAUGUGGAGGAAACUCAGAUUUUCAUUCAUGAUGCUCUAUCGUCAAAGUACGAAAAUGGCUCCACUACUAUUCAAACAAGCAUCUUACAAAUCAAGCACAUAGAGCCAGAAAACUGUUUGGAAGAACCAACACCAACCGUCUAUGGGCUGUACUUCUGGCCAGAGACGUUCCCACAGCAGAUCCAAGAGAUGGGAUGUUACAAGCCAACAUCAGAGAGAGCCUACAGACUCUGUAAAUUACACAUUGAAAAUGACACGACCAGCUGGAUGGAUCCGGACAUGACAAACUGCGAACAGCUUGUGACCAUUUCAGACAUAGGAAACAUCACGGUCACGCCCGAUAAUGUGGCUGAUGUGGUGGAAAUAAUUUACGAUCUCGUCACCUCUCACUUGGACAAUGUUACCUCUCUGCCCUCCAUGGUGCUGGGCUCAGUGGUGGAGAAGCUCAGUGAGGUGGUUCAUGUGGGCAUCAUCAGGCCCGCCAUUGCCGCAAGAAUUGUCAACAUCGUCGCCAAUGUCCUGCUCUCUGAAUCUGAUGUUGCCUCGUUUUGCAACAAUUUCCUUGACCUGACGGAGAGUAUGGGGAACACGAUGGACUUUCAAGGUGAAUCUGCCACCAUAACAGCUCCUUCUCUGGCACUCUCUGUGGUCAAUGUGGAUCCAGAGGAAUUCAGGGGCCUCACCUUUGGUGCUUCUCUGGAAUCCACAAUGAACCCUGAGGUGUUUGUCAACCAGACCUUUGUGGGUGAACCCCUCCCUGAGACAAACGCCACCAUCUCUUUACCCCCUGAAAUCAACAACUUCUUCCCCCCUGGAGAGAGAAACACAACCCGUGUUCAGUUCCAGUUUUAUGGAACACAGAACCUUUUCCAGGACCCUGAAUUAACCAACCAAACUGGCAACUUGAUCCUAAAUUCCUAUGUAGUUUCGGCCAGUAUCAAUGACAGCUCUGUGGUGAACCUGAAGAACCCUGUGGUGGUGACUCUCAACCAUCAGGAACCAAAAAAGCCAGGAGACAUAGUCACAUGUGUGUUUUGGGAUUUCUACAAAAACGGAGGACUUGGUGGUUGGAACAGCAGCGGCUGUGAAACUCAGAGUAUUUCUUGCUAUCAGACCAGCUGCCUCUGCGACCAUCUCACCCAUUUUGCUAUCCUGAUGGAUGUAUCCAGAACUACUGUCAGCAAAAGCGACAGUGAGAUUAUGACAAUCAUCUCAUAUGUCGGCUGUGGCAUAUCCUCCAUCUUUCUGGGCAUCACUCUCCUCACAUACCUUAUUUUUGAGAAGCUACGGCAGGAUUAUCCAUCCAAGAUACUCAUGAACCUCGCUGCUGCCCUGCUGGGGCUGAGCAUGCUCUUCCUUCUUAACUCGUGGCUCUCAUCCUUCUCCAACUACGGCGUGUGCAUCACCACUGCUGCAGCCCUGCACUACUUCCUGUUGGCCUCCUUCACCUGGAUGGGUUUAGAGGCCGUGCACAUGUACUUUGCACUAGUCAAAGUGUUCAACACCUACGUGCCGUUUUAUAUCCUCAAAUUCUGCGCUGUGGGCUGGGGUAUUCCUUUAGUGAUAGUCAGCCUGGUACUGGCCAUAAAUAAAGAUGCUUACGGCAGCUAUGUGUCUGACGAAGCCGCAGUAGGACUUGGAUCUGCUGAGUCAUGCUGGCUGCGGGAUGACGUUUUCUUCUAUGUGACGGUGAUGGCGUACAUUCUUCUGAUCCUGCUGUGCAACAUCUUUGUGUUCAUUGUGGUUCUGAUCCAGAUCAAGCAAAUGAAGGCCAAUAAGAUCUCCUCAAAGGGUCGUAGUUCCCUGAAGGACCUGCGAGCAGCUGCUAGUCUCACUGUGUUGUUAGGCCUGACUUGGACAAUGGGGUUCUUUUCGAUUGGGCCCGGCAGAGUGGUUAUGAUGUAUAUGUACAUCAUCUGCAACUCUUUGCAAGGGUUGUUUGUGUUUUUGUUCCAUUGUCUGAUGAAGGAAAACGUGAGGAAACAGUGGAGAAUCCACUUGUGCUGUGGUCGUUUCAGACUCGGUGAUAACUCAGACUGGAGCCAAUCCGGCACAGCAGGUGGCUGCAAUAAAAAGAGUAACCUGGUUAACUCAGAUUCAGUUGAGUCUGACAAAAGCUCCUCCCUCAGGUCUCUGACUCCUCCCUAGGCUCACCAGCACCCCCUUGUGUUCAUUUUGCUGCUCUGAACAUGUCAUUUUAUGUUUUUUACUCAAUGAAAUCUCCAGUUUAUUUUUUUAUUUUACAAGUUGUUUAAGCUUAACAUAUCAAGAUGACACAACAGAGACAAAAAAGUUAUUUAAGAUAUAAGAUUCAUCUCCAUGGAGCUAAGUUGGGGCGAAUAUUAUUUAAAACCUAAAUAAAAC
Messenger RNA from Oryzias melastigma (Indian medaka), 4050 nucleotides. It is a transcript of the gene adgrg4a, whose product is annotated as adhesion G protein-coupled receptor G4a. Gene Ontology annotation, cellular component: membrane. The transcript is spliced from 29 exons. The coding region runs from base 208 to 3834 and encodes 1208 amino acids. Gene Ontology annotation, biological process: adenylate cyclase-activating G protein-coupled receptor signaling pathway; cell surface receptor signaling pathway. The record is from RefSeq and is a predicted model, not a curated record. Gene Ontology annotation, molecular function: G protein-coupled receptor activity. NCBI's taxonomy places the organism in Eukaryota, Metazoa, Chordata, Actinopteri, Beloniformes, Adrianichthyidae.